AUCGAGGAAAAUUCAACUACAUAUAAAGUCAGAAAGUGCAGCGGCAGCGGCAGCGGCUGCGGCGGCAAUAAAUGUGCAGCGAUAAUGAUCGAAAAUCAAUUGACGACACGCGCUUCGCUUAGCCAAAAGUAUCGACACUCCCCCUACGCAAGUGAAAUAAUGUAAAUAUAGUUGCGGCAGGACAAAUUGUUGAAGAUAAAAAUAACUAAAAAAUUUUCAAUUACUCAAAGGCUGGGGCUAACUCACAAAAGUCACAUUUGUUAUUCGUUUUUUUUUUAAACGCCCACACGUUCUACAUAUGUGUCUAUGCAUUCGUAGAUUAUACUUCAUCGGCUUGUGAAAUGUUUCGACGCAAAAUGUUGCAGCUGCAUUGGAUAUACGCGUGUUGCACGCUGUUUGUGGCACAAAUGUUACUCUGUCCCACCGUCGCGGGAAUGAAAGUUUCACUCUUUGGCGAUGGCUACAUAACGAUGCCCCUGCAGGAGGCCAAAAUGUCCACAAACAUUCGCGUCAAAUUUCGUACACAACAAGAGAAUGCAUUUCUCUUUCUCGCCGCCGGACGCACCGAUUACUGCCUCAUGCGGCUAGAAGGCGCCGCCAUUACAUUUACCUAUAAAAUUGAUCGCGAAGUCAUACAGCUCCGUUCGCCAAAGAAGCAGCAUCUGAACGAUUUAGAGUGGCACGAUGUCGCCGUGCAACGUUACGAAAAUAAUAUAACGCUGCAGGUGGAUGGCAAUAUAGUGCGCAAGACGCUGCCGGCCGAAAUGACGGCGUUGAAUGUACACUUUGGCACAUUCCUCGGCGGUGUGGGCGACUUUCCCGCUGAGUAUUUGACGGAUGUGGUGGGCUUUCGCGGCUGCAUAUCAGAUGUAUUUUACAACAACAUCAAUAUCAUAAAACGCGCCAAGGAGCGCACAGGCCACACAACCAGCAUUGGUGUGACUUGGUCGUGCAGUAAUGAAUUCGAUGGCAACAUCAAGGAUGCGAUUAGCUUUCUCAAUGAAGACUCAUUUGCGUUGAUGUCAAAAGAGUCUAACGCAGCGGGCGAAUCCCUGGCAACGCAGUUUCGCACCAUGGAAGAGGCUGGCGUGCUCUUCUUUAAUGGUGGCUACGAUUUUGUGCUUUUGGAAAUCGAAGAAGAAGCUGUCAAGCUGACCUUUAACAAGGCAGGCAGUCUCGUGCAACUCUCGCCCAAUCAAAGUGUUGCGGAUGGCAAGUGGCAUCGCAUCGUGCUGCGCUAUAAUGCCGCUAUGGCUGAGCUGAUACUCGACGAUGUCGCCUACAGCGGCACGCAUGGCAAUGACACCAAAGCCACCAUCAACUUGGAGAAGAGCAUCUUCUUUGGUGGUGUGCAGGAGGAUAUGCGCAGGCGUCUGCUAAAUAAGGGAUUGCUUGUGAACGAUCUCAGCUUCAAAGGCUGCAUGCGUGGUCUGCAGGUGAAUAAUCAAGACUUGGGCUUUCCACAAAUGAAGGUCUCACAUCAUCUGUCCGUUAAUUGUGUUUGGAAAUAUCCUUGCGUAGAGCAUAAGCCAUGCUUGAAGAGCGGCAUCUGCAAUCAGUAUGGCGUGGACGAAUUCAUCUGCUAUUGCGAUCAGUCGUAUUGCAUUAAGGCCGACUAUCAAGGUCCAUUUAAGAUCUUCACCGAAACGAGUCCGGAGUUGGAGUUGCUCUACGUUUCACCCAUGCAACUGCUCGAAGGCGGCAUCGUAUUCUUGUCGCCACAUUUCAUUGACGUGCUUAUUGAUAUGCGUAAAUAUCCCAGCCUCACCGAUACUUCCAUUGUGUUCCACGUCGUUCAGCAGCCCAAAUAUGGCCAACUGCUGCAAUUCUCAGUGGAGAAAAAUAAUUUUGUGCAGUGUCGCACAUUUAGCCUCGUUGAUCUCUCCACAGACAAAGUGAAAUAUGCGCACAAUGGCAUGGAGAACUUCAACGAUCAUGCCACUCUAGAUAUGCAGGUGUAUGGUGACAUACACAAGGUGCCAGAGAAUAUUCUCGGCAAACAUCGCUUUCUCUUGCACGCCAACGUAACGCCCAUAAAUGAUCCGCCACAGCUACAGAUACCGAUCAACAAGAUUUUGCGCGUCAUCGAAGGCAUCGAGCGUGUACUGGAUGUGGAUUUGUUCAAUAUUGAUGACCCCGAUAGCCCGACGAGCGCUUUAAUCUAUACAAUACUGCCUUCCACGAAUCCCGCCGAAGCCUUUGGCCGUUUCCUUGUCAAUGGCUUAGGCACUAUGACUUUCUCGCAAGCGGAUGUCAAUUUGGGCAAAGUAGGCUUUCUUUACAACUCAACAACCACUGAGGCCUUUAGCUACCAAAUAUUGUUGCAUGUCUCAGAUGGCAUCGAAACGAGCGAUACUGUUUACCUGCCUGUAUCGGUGCAUCCACUGGAACUGCGUUUGGUCAACAACACGGGCUUAAUUAUGAUACACAAGUCAGCUUUGCCCAUCACUCCGGCGAAUCUCUCGGUUGGCACAAAUACGGCAGAUGAAAAUAUCGAUAUUCGGUAUGAGAUUGUCAAGCCUCCUCAAUAUGGCGCUAUACAAAGGCUGCGACAAGUCGAUUCUUCUUGGGUGAAUGUCGAUUGGUUUCGUGAUAGUCAAAUGCUGCUUGGGCAUAUUCGAUAUGUGCAUGCUAUCGAAUUUCCAUGGCAGGAUGAGUUUAAGUUCAUUGCAUCCUAUGGCUUUGUGACUACACAAACGUUCGACUUUCGCAUUACCUUUACGCGCCUGCGCAUCAAUUCUGCUAAACCAUCGGCCAUUGCAGUCAACGGCACACGUGAGUUCGUGUUCACGAGUGAUUUGCUGACCUAUGAGACGGUACCGAUAGAUACGUUUCCACGAAAUAUUAUUUACAAAAUCUUAAAGCCAACAAAAUAUGGUGCCAUUUACGUUGAAGGUUCCCGCAAAUUUGCAAAAGAAAUGGACUCUUUCACACAGCUAGAUAUUGAUAAAAAUCGCAUACGCUACAAAACUCAUCUUACCAGCUAUUCCAGUUUUAUCGAUUACUUGGAGUUCGUUGUUUCCGUUGCGGAGUGUGAUGAUGUUGUCGGUCGACUGAAGAUACUAUUCACUCCACUCGAGGCGAACACAGAUAAACUUACCUAUCAGAAACGUGACAUGUUGCACGUACAAGAAGGUGAGCGCGCCCUCAUUACCAAGAAUCACUUCGAGAUACGCUUUAACCUGUACGAGAGUCUGCAAUUCACCGUAACGGAAGCGCCCAAACAUGGCACACUCUGUCGAUACGAUGAGCAGGCGGCUAAAGUUAUACCAAUAACCGAAUUCACAUUGGAGCAACUCUUCCUAAAUGAUGUCUACUAUUGUCACGAUGACACCGAGUCCACAGAGGACUCCUUUGAUCUGCUCAUACUCUCCGCAGAUGGUACGGACUUGCAAUUUGUCGCUGCCAUUGAUGUGCGCAUCAAAUUGAUCAAUGAUAAUGCACCCUACCGCACGGCGGAGCGCAUCUUCCAUGUGGUGCGCGGUGGCUAUCGCACGCUCAGUCCGGAUGUGCUGCAGUUCUUGGAUGCCGAUGUGAAUACAAAUCACACGGAUAUACUCUUCAUACACGUUUCGAGCACAAAUGGCGCUUUCUACAAGUCGGGUAGCUUCAUUGAUUCAUUUAGUCAGGACGAUAUCAAUAAUAGGCGCAUAGCUUUCCAACACAAUGGCCCUGAUGCGGGCACCGCCUCAUUUAUUAUAACCGAUCGUCAGCAUGAAGUGAAUGGCUUACUGGAGAUACUCGCCUCUGAUCCUUUCGUUUCAAUGCUGCCAACAAAUGCGUCGGUCGUGCAGGAGGGAAAAUUUGUAAUCUUGCGCAACAAGGACUUUGUUCUGGAGACAAAUUUGGACAUGAAGCUAGAUGAGAUCAACUAUGAGGUGAUUAAGCCGCCAGCGUAUGGCAUUCUCAUGUAUUUGGGUAGAUCGAAAAGUACCAAUGGCAAUGAUACCACAUCCACGCAGAGUAAGGCAACAAAUCUGACAUCGCUGACCAAUUUCACGCACUUGGAUAUUGAACGCGAUCGGCUGGUGUACUGGAAUACGGAAAUCGCGUCCAUGGACAAAGUGCGCUAUCGCGUCCAUAUCAAGAAUAUAUCCGCUGAGGGCGAGGUGAUUAUGCGCAUUUAUCCCUCCGCCUACUGGGAACCGCUGCAGGUGAAGAAGAAUCAAACGCUUUAUGUGGAGGAGUCUACGAGUGUACUUAUCUCACGCGACGUGCUGGAGGUCGUUCAUCCCAAUAUUUCACCAGGGGAUAUCACAUUUCUUGUUACCUCUUCGCCGUUGCAUGGCUAUUUGGAGAUGCAAUCCAUGUCGUUUGAUGAUGAAUACAAUUGCAAGGUCUUCGAUCAGUCGGCUAUCAAUACAGAGAAAAUGUUCUACAUACAAGCGGGUGUUAAUCAAUCCAUGGACUAUUUUGUCUUUGACGUUACCAAUGGUAUUACGUGGCUGCGAAAUUUGAUGCUGAAGAUAGUCAUUAUUCCGGAGAAGCUGUAUAUGCACACGAAUGUGGUGUCCGUAGUUGAAGGCAAAACGGUCCAACUCAGCUCCUCCGAUAUACAACCUUUCUCAGAGUUCUAUAGAGGCAAAAUUCUAGAAUAUAUCAUUACAAUUGCGCCCACUUCCGGUUACAUUAUGGCCGCCAAUUCGAAGGUAAAACGUUUUACACAAAAACAAUUGGAUCAAGGUGGCAUACAGUAUAUACACAAUGGCAACGAGAAUGCCACCGAUGUCAUGACCGUAAUAGCGACAGCAAGAAACAAGGAGAGUGUGCCAUUUGAGCUGGAAUUCGCCGUGAUACCGGUUAACGACGAACAGCCGAUGGUGGUCACAAAUACCGGACUGCAAGUGUGGAGUGGCGGCAAGUACAUCAUUAAGUACACAGAUCUCAUGGCUCAAGACUACGAUACGCCAGCGGAGAACAUUACCUUCAUUGUGAAUUACAUUUAUGGCGGUUAUUUGGCAAAACGCGCUGAUCCAAAACAGAAAAUCGACACUUUUUCGCAAGCGCAAAUUAAUAACGAGGAAAUUUACUUCAUACACGACUCUACUUCGCGUCGCAACGAAAUGUCAUUUAUGGUCACAGAUGGACUUUUCAACACCACCGAUCAGCUGCUGAAUAUCGCCAUAAGACCUGUGGAAAUCAUCGAAGAGCGUAAUGAAAAUUUGCAUGUCUUUCCGUUAACGAAGAAACAAAUUCUACGUGAUCACUUGUAUUAUCGUUGCUCUGAUGAGGGGCGUGACAUUUACUAUAAUGUAACAGUGCCGCCCAGUCUGGGUCGUAUCGUAAAUGAGUAUCUGGAUAAUGGAUAUUCGAAGGAGGUCGCUGGCUUCACACAGAAUGACAUUGACAAUGGUCGCAUAUUUUACGAACAUACCUCGGUUAUAAUGGAAUUUCGCAUAAAUGACUCCUUCUACUUUGAUGUGGUUGCUGAUCGUAGUGAUCGCUUGUUGGAUCAACGAUUUAAUGUCGAAAUAUCUGUGUCGUCUGGUGGUCUGUUGCGUUUUUUGCCUGUUUCGAAGUUGAAAGUUGAUGAAGGUGGUUCAGCGCCGAUUAAAUUGGAUUUUUCGAAAAUUUUGGAAUAUUUGAAGACUCGUGCCGGCAUAAUUAAUCCAGAAUUAUAUAUUGAAUCCACGCAGAAACCGAUGCAUGGCCAUAUUGGGUUGGGACACGAGUUCAAAGCGGUGCAGAAGUUUCAGCCCACUGACUUUUUGACAAAGAAAGUUUACUACAUACACGAUCACUCGGACACGCUGGAGGAUACGAUCUUGAUGUCGGUGUACUUAGCGCAGUAUCUAGCACAGGGUAACAUUUUCCUCUGCAAUCUCACGGUGCCCGUCUCGAUCAAGCCGAUCAACGAUCAGCCAUUCACGCUUGUUACACAUUUCCCGCAAAUGACCGUGGUGGAGGGUGAAAAUCAAACGAUUACGCGCAAUGUGCUACUUACCGAAGACAAGGAUACACCACCCGAUCAAAUUGUCUACGACGUGAUGAGCGGUCCCACACUUGGAGUGCUGAGGAAAAUAAACCUUGAAGGAGACGCUGAGGAUCUGCUCGCCUAUUCGAAUCAGUUUACGCAAGCAGACAUCAAUGAUGGGCGCAUUGUGUUCGUACACUUUGGUACACCACAGUCCACCACGUUCUGUUUUACCGUCUCCGAUGGACAAUUUAAUCCAGCCUAUGAGGUAUUCACAAUUAAAAUUGCACCCAUCAGCUUGCUGCCGGCCGAUUUUCAGUAUCCCGUGCAAGUGCCACAAGGCGCCACAACAACCCUAAUGAAGUUGGAGCAUUUAUCAUUGCGUACGAAUGUGCUGCCCGAACGCUUGUCCUACAAUAUAACUAAUUCACCAUUGUAUGGCAUUGUUGUUUAUAAACACC
Molecule: messenger RNA, 6375 nt
Organism: Rhagoletis zephyria (snowberry fruit fly)
Lineage: Eukaryota; Metazoa; Arthropoda; Insecta; Diptera; Tephritidae
Gene: kon
Product: chondroitin sulfate proteoglycan 4-like protein
Biological process (GO): anatomical structure morphogenesis
Source: RefSeq, a predicted model, not a curated record